This is a messenger RNA of Saprolegnia diclina VS20, 2109 nucleotides long. Its product is annotated as TKL/DRK protein kinase. NCBI's taxonomy places the organism in Eukaryota, Oomycota, Saprolegniomycetes, Saprolegniales, Saprolegniaceae. The transcript is spliced from 7 exons. The record is from RefSeq and is a predicted model, not a curated record. Gene Ontology annotation, biological process: protein phosphorylation. The coding region runs from base 63 to 2057 and encodes 664 amino acids. Gene Ontology annotation, molecular function: ATP binding; protein kinase activity.
GCUGGAUGUUUGCAGCAGGUGGCGCGCUGCCCGACACGCGACCGACUUGACCAUUGUCACGGAUGGCGUCCUUCCCGAAUGCGGCGUGCUGGCUCGUCGCCGCCGCCAUUGCCGCCGUCCGAGCGACCGCCGCCUGCUCGGGCAUGCUCAACCAAGCGGGCGCCACGUGGUGCAUUGCGUGCGAGCCGGCCCAAUGCGCGCUCAUGCGCCCAACGAUGAAUGUCAUUGUGACGACGGCGCUAACACCAGAAAUCACGUCCUCGAAUGCGCCCGCGUCCACGUCCAUCACGGCCAGCAUCACGAGCUUUGGUGCGUUCAAGGACGUAGACCCGGUGAACGAUGUCAAGAACCUCAAAAUCAGCGCGUCAGCGUCCGGCCUCUCGACUUUUGGCUUGGACAGCAUCGCCAACGUCAAGGGCCUCGUCUCCCUGACGCUCGAGUCGCUUACACUGGGACCUGCUACGGUGGCCGACGCGCUACCGCUCACCACCCUCAUUCUCACCAAGUGCACGCUGCCGUCGUCGACAUUGGACUUUUCACGCUUUGCAAAUUUGACGCACUUGCAAAUCACAGGCUGUGGCCUCAGCGUCCUUCCUACGCUCAACGUCGCCGCGCUCACCAAGAUCACAAAGAUCGACCUGCAUAACAACAACCUCAAGCAAUUCCCACUGCAGCUCCUCGACCUACCCACCUCGACUGUCACCAUUGACUUGACGGGGAACCCCAUCGAGCCCUUUGCGCUCACCACCGCGCAGCUCGCCAAGUACAAUGCGAUGCUCAUCACAUUAGACGGCAAGGGCCCGGACGCGGCCGUCGCAUCCGGAACGCCCGGGCUCACGUCGUCGGCGGCGCGCGACGUUGUACCGGCGACAUCGUCGUCGUCGUCGUCCGUCUCGAGCUGGCAGAUGGCGCUGCUUGCCGGUGUCGGCGGCGCCGGCCUCGCGGUCAUCAUUGCCAUGAUCAUCAUCCGUCAGCGUAACGCCAAGGACGAUGCGGACUCGGUGCUAGAAGACCUCGACCACCCCGCGUACAUGACGAACGUGGACGACAACCACCUUUUCCUGUCGCACAACACGCCCAUGAUGGUCGCGACCGAUACGCUCAAGCCCGGCGACCUCAUUUCGCCGCUCACCGAGAUUGGCGAAGACUCGACGCCGUUCCACACCGAGUCGGACCGAUGCUAUCGCCUCUUGUCACAGGACGAGCUGCGGCUGUCGCGGUCGGCGUGCCCGAUCCCCGGCGGUCUCUCGGGCAGCUUUGACGGCGAGCGCGUCAUGAUUCGGCGCCUCGACCACCGCGACCGCCCGGACGUGGCCAAGCGCUUUGUGCAGCGUGUCGCGGCGCUCUCGCUCCUCAAGCACGAACACGUCGUUGAGCUUCUCGGCGCGUCCAAGCUCUCGGGCAUCUCGCUCUGCGCGGUCUUUGAACACAUGGAGCACGGGACGCUCUCGUCGUUCUUGCACGUCGAGCGGUCGCCGCUGACGCCGCACCAAGCGCAGCGCAUGUGCCUCGAGAUCGCCGACGGCGUCGCGUACCUCCAAGCCACGGGCUUUGUCCUCGGCGCGGCUUUUGACGUCUGGAGCACCGACCGGAUCCUUGUCAACGAAGCCCUCACGUGCAAGCUCAACAUCGUCACGUGUCUUGACGACCUCGACGCGACGUCCGUGCAGCUGUCAUUUGGCACCGGCCGCCUCGCGUUUUUGGCGCCUGAAAUCGCGUCCCAACGGCUGACGACCGAGUCGCGACGAGACGAUAUGGACAACGAAGCCGCGGCCAUCUAUGCGCUGGGCGUCAUCUUGGGCGAAGUGCUCACUCGGCAACGACCGUAUGCUCCGCUGCUCCACGCUGUCGGGCCCGUCGCGGCCGACGGCUACGUCUACGACAUGUACAUGGCACCAGGAACGCCGCGCGUGCCGCCACACACACUGGGCGACGAUGUGCCGCCGGCGUGGACGCAGCUGAUUGCAGAGUGUCUAAGUUAUGCACCGCGCGACCGCCCGACGGCCGCCGACGUCUGCAGGCGCCUCCGAAGUAGUUACGAAAGCGCACCUCAUUAGUCGAUAGUCCAAGCCCGUAAAUGGAAGAAUGUUAGAGAGUUGUGACUAGAUA